UGUGAGCAUCCGUAGGGGGGUCUGUAGGGGCUGUAUCUAUAGGGGGGUCUAUAGGGGCUAUGAGUGCCUAUGGGGGGGCAGAGGUGUCUAUAGGGUCUUUGAGUGUCUGUAGGGAGGGAGAGGUGUCUGUGGGUGGACAGGGGUGUCUAUAGGGGCUGUGAGUGUCUAUGGAGGGGUCUAUAGGGGCUGUGAGUGCCUAUAGGGGCUAUGGGUGCCUAUAGGGGGGUCUAUGGGGGCUUUUUUUUUUGUUUUUUGAGGCUUUUUCCCUCUUUUCCACAGCUUUUCCUGGACGACACCAAAGUCAAGAACUUCAUCACCUGCUUCAAAGACGUCGCCUUCCUCUCCUUCUUCUUCAAGAGGCUGGAGCCCAACCGGAGCGGUCGUUACGAGGAGGAAUUCCCUUUCCUCUCUCCCUGCGGGGGGGAACGCAAUUUCCUCCGCUGCGAAGAUCGACCCAUCGUCUUCACCCACCUCCUGACCCCCCCAAACCCCCCCCAAACCACCCCCCCAAACUCCGGUAGCCACGGUGGCCACCCCCCCAAAUGGCUCCUUUCCUACUGCGGGGGUGGUCACCGUUUGGUUGUCCCCUUCCAACCCCAGAGCUUGGUGAUGCUGCCGGAAAACGGGCGGCUUUAUCACCCGGCGCCGGCCAAAACCGGGGGGGUGGGUUUGGUACGUUCGGCUCUGGCUUUGGAGUGGAGCCCCAAUUUUGAGUUCGGGGGGGGCCCCACGCAGCCCCCCACUCAUUUCUUAUGGGAAGGGCAGCGGUACCGGCUCACCGAGGAGCUGCUGCCCCUGCUGAGGGGGGGGGAGGAGGUGGAUGUCCCCCUCGCCCCACGGCAGGGGUGAGUUGGGGACCCCCCCAAAC
Calidris pugnax (ruff) is the source of this 868-nucleotide messenger RNA. RefSeq names its product chromosome unknown open reading frame, human C8orf82. The transcript is spliced from 2 exons. NCBI's taxonomy places the organism in Eukaryota, Metazoa, Chordata, Aves, Charadriiformes, Scolopacidae. The record is from RefSeq and is a predicted model, not a curated record. The coding region runs from base 208 to 849 and encodes 213 amino acids.